Messenger RNA from Phytophthora nicotianae INRA-310, 641 nucleotides. RefSeq lists its product as hypothetical. The transcript has 4 exons. Gene Ontology annotation, cellular component: TIM22 mitochondrial import inner membrane insertion complex. Bases 53 to 559 code for a protein of 168 amino acids. Gene Ontology annotation, biological process: protein insertion into mitochondrial inner membrane. Gene Ontology annotation, molecular function: transmembrane protein transporter activity. NCBI's taxonomy places the organism in Eukaryota, Oomycota, Peronosporomycetes, Peronosporales, Peronosporaceae. The record is from RefSeq and is a predicted model, not a curated record.
UAUUAUCAAACAUUUGAUAGCAAGUGACCGAGAUUUUGUGGAUAAGAGGAUCAUGGACGACUCGAGCGGACCGAGUAUGGGACAAAUCGUGGCCUACCGCGCCAUGAAGUUCGCGGAGGAGUCUCGCGAGAGCUGCUGGAAGCGCAGUGUGGUGGCGUGCGUUGCUGGUGCAGCCAUGGGUGUCGGUCUUGGCACGUUCCUUGGCACGUUUGAGGGUGCUCACGGAGAGCUGGUUGGUCGCAAUAUGCGCGAACAGCUCUACAACGGUUUCAGCAAGUCCAUUAAGGCUGGCUACGUACGCAGCGUCUACUUUUCCAAGGAGUUUGCAUUAGUUGGCAGUAUCUUCGCUGGCGUUGAGUGCGUGAUUGAGCGCGAACGUGCGGCGCACGACAUCUUGAACCCCAUCUUGGCUGGCGGAGUGUCGGGAGGAGCACUGGGUGCGUGGGCAGCGCGGAGUUCGGGUCCUAAAAUGCUGGUGCAAAACACUGCCAAGGGUGCUGCGGGCUUUGCUGUCAUGGCUGUUGUGUUUGAGAAGGGCAUCGAGUUCCUUACAAAUUAGACUGCAGAUAGACGCUGGGAAACUAAUAGACACUUUGUAUCUACACUUAUGUGGAACUGCUGAAUGAGCAAGAAGUAAGUAA